Messenger RNA from Maniola jurtina (meadow brown), 803 nucleotides. RefSeq lists its product as uncharacterized. Bases 35 to 721 code for a protein of 228 amino acids. The record is from RefSeq and is a predicted model, not a curated record. Lineage: Eukaryota; Metazoa; Arthropoda; Insecta; Lepidoptera; Nymphalidae. The transcript is spliced from 4 exons.
CUCAUUCAAAAGCUUCCUGAGACUGGACCGCAUCAUGUUCGGAUUCACGAUAUUGCUAGUGGCAGGCGUUGUACACGCGAACAUUGAUAACGCCAAGGACGUGUACGCUCCACCGUACGUUCAGUCGAGGGAAGCCUUCACAUACGUGAAGACAUACUUGUCUCAGAGCUUGACACCAAAUACCAAGGAUAUCUACGACCCUGCAUCUCGACAACCUUUCUCGUUCGGGAUCCUGGCGGACGUGGUUGGUGCUCUGGUAACGGCCAACAGGUCGGCUCCUAGUUACCAUCCGUUGCUGGUACUCGACAAACGAGUGCCGUAUGCGUGGAGGAACUAUAUGGAGAUAGCUACGAACGCGCAAUCGCUAUUAAACGAAGCUUCGGUGAAAAUUCGUCUGGUGGAAGAUCUCAUAGAUAACAUGUGUGAUGCAGACAGCGUUACACAGUGCAACGCCAAAGUACAAAAUAAAGUAGACGGAAACCCAUAUGCAUACAAAGGCCCGGCCGAAAUACUCUUGCUUCUGGGCAAAGUCUCGGUCUCUUUACGGAGCCUCGAACCCGAACUGAACUCGGUGACUGCAGAUAGAAAUGAGAUCCCGUACUUAAUAAAUAACGUUCAGUCAGAAGAAACUGCAGCAUUAAUUAACGACUUAGAGAAUGCAUAUGAUAAAAUAACACAGUUGCAGUUUAGAAUGUACAGUCCAAUGUUUAGGGGGUUGUAGUGUGAUCUCGCUAUGACUCGAAUAAAAUUUGUGAAAUUAAAUUGAAAAUAAAUCGUAUAUUGUGUGAAGCUUACUUGAAAUA